UUAUGUUUUUUAACUAAAUAUAUUUCUAAAAAAUUUAUCAAAAAGUUCCAAAUUUUCAAAAUUGAAUUCUGAAUCGAAAAGACGCUUCUGAAUCGAUAAUAAAAGAAAACCGAACUAACUUAUAUAAAACUGUUAUGUCGAACUUCCAUUCCAUUGUUGUUUAUUUUAUGAAUUACACAAAGGAAUUACACACAGCUAAUGACGUUUCAAGUAAUUAUACCAUUCUGCCCGUUAUCGAGUAAAUACUAAAAAGAAAUAAUAUCCUCUGUAACACACAAUUUAUCCACUAAUAAAAUUGUAGUUAUUUAAUCAUUAAAAAAAGAUUCAUUCGAGAGAGAUGUGCCUCAAGGAUUUCUGAUGUGGUUGGUUCUCUUCAGUAAAAUGUUUGGUCGGCUUAUGUAAAAUGCAAUGCUUUUGUUUUUCUUACGUAAAAUUUUCUUGAAAAUAAUAUAAGUUUGACAUAGCAGUUUUUUAAAUAAGACAUUAUUUAUUAUAAAAUUUAUUUUAUUAUAUGUCAUUAUUUUGUUUCAUAAACUAACGACAUCGUUUAGAAACAAAAAAAUUGUAACAUCGAAUUCAGUGAAUAUCGAAUAUUUUGACGAAACAUCGAUAUUUCUAAAAUAUCGAUUAACACUGCCCAUCACUACUUAGGGAUUUAAUAACCUUUGUUUUUUUUUGUUUUGUGGAAUGUUUGUUAUUGAUAAAUAAUUGCAUAAUUGCAAUAUCUAAUGUCUUUGUUUGAAAACAAACAAUGGGCUUGUGAUAUGAUAGUAAAUUAAUAAGCAAUUCACAACAUAUAAAAAUUUUUUAAUUGGUACCUACUUAAAAUGAAAUAUCAAUUUAAUAGAGGACAAAAAAAGACUGUUCCAGAAACUCCAACGUUACCAAAUCACCACGAAGAGAACAAUUUAUGGGGACAAACAUAUGCACUGACUGAGAGUGAUAGUAGUCCAGACGAAUGGGGAGGAAAGAAUAGGUGGUGUAAACCUUCCUGUAUUCCAAUAUCAAUAAUAUGUAUUUUAAUCUUCCUUGUAGUAUUAUUACCAUUAUUAGAUCAAGCUGCCGAAAGAGCCUUAUUUGAGUUGAAUUCUUCAAGUGACGUGUGUAAGAAUUGCAAAUUAUCUUUGAUAGAAAGUAUACCUGAUGGUCUUAUUUAUAAUGGUUCGUCUUCAACAACAUAUCCUUCAACAUUUGAUACUUGGAUGGGGCUGAUUGGCUCUGCUCACAGCUCAAUAGAAAUAGCUUCUUUAUAUUGGACUUUAAGACUGUCCGAAGUUUAUCCAGAUCCUUCUUCCAAUAAGGGUGAAAAAGUAUUCCAGGCCCUUUUAAAAGCUGGUUUAGACCGCGGUGUUACAAUAAGAAUUGCACAAAAUGCACCUUCACAGCAAUAUCCCAAUGUAGAUACAGAAUUCCUUGUGAAACGCAAGGCCGCAGAAGUAAGAAGUCUCAAUUUUGCCAAAUUAUUAGGCGGUGGAGUAUUGCACACAAAAAUGUGGAUUAUUGAUAGGAAACAUUUGUACAUUGGUAGCGCAAAUAUGGAUUGGAGAUCACUCACUCAAGUUAAAGAAAUGGGUAUAGCUGCAUAUAACUGUAGUUGUUUAGCUGAAGACGCUGCAAAGAUAUUCGAAGUUUAUUGGGCAUUGGGUGAAGAAAACGCCAAAAUUCCGUCAUAUUGGCCCAGUAGCCUUUCUACAAAGAUUAAUAUGAACACGCCUUUACAUUUACUUAAUAAUAAUGAAACAUUUCAGACGUACCUUUCGAGUUCACCGUUGCCUUUCAAUCCAUCCGGCCGAACGAACGAUAUCGACGCUUUAGUGAACGUUGUCCAACACGCCGAAAAGUUCAUUUACAUCGCCGUCAUGGACUAUUUUCCUUUAAUGAUUUACACGCCUAAAGUGGUUUUUUGGCCUGUAAUCGAUGACGCUUUGAAAACUGCCGCAAUAGAUCAUAAAGUCAAAGUUAGACUACUGAUAAGUCAAUGGAAUCAUUCCAGACCUUCGGAGGAUAAUUUUUUAAAGAGUAUCAUCAGUAUUGAUAAGUCGUAUCCGGGAGUUUCAGUGGAAGUGCGACGUUUCAUUGUGCCAGCCAAUGAAGAGCAGCGGAAGAUACCUUUCGCCCGAGUAAACCACAACAAAUAUAUGGUUACGGACAAUACAGCAUACAUUGGAACAUCUAAUUGGUCAGGUGACUACUUUACCGACACUGCCGGAGUGUCAUUCGUUUUGCACGAUCCGGUUUUUGACAGGAACGCAAGCCAUACUACUAUCAGAAGCGAGUUACAAAUGGUGUUCGAAAGAGACUGGAAUUCACAAUACGCGCAUCCUAUGAAAAUGUAAACAAUCAAUUUUUUUUAGUUUAAUUCCUAGAUCAUAUAUGCCUUUGUGGAUCAAAUUGAAACUCUCUAAGUUUGUUGGCAACAUAAUAAUAAUAAACUUAUCGUUUUUUUACGGUGUUCAGUACAAAAAUAGUAAUUAUAUUAUAUAAACCCAACCAAUCUCAUAAUCGUGUUUCUGCGGUCGAAAUACACUACCCCUACAAUAUUUGCAUUUAUUUAAGACUCACCCUGUAUAUUAUAAACUUUAUACCCUGCUGGUCAUCCAAUUUAUGAGGUCUGAAUUUUAAUGAGUGUGACAGAGAAUAAUAUAAAUGACCGGUUGACAGACAGAGACAAAAUCAAAAGCGGCAUACAGUGUUGCCGGUUUUUUUACGUUUGUAGGAAAAUGUGUGUAGAAAAAUAUAAGCUACUAGCG
Molecule: messenger RNA, 2750 nt
Organism: Sitophilus oryzae (rice weevil)
Lineage: Eukaryota; Metazoa; Arthropoda; Insecta; Coleoptera; Curculionidae
Product: phospholipase D3-like
Exons: 9
Coding region: 828-2336 (502 amino acids)
Molecular function (GO): catalytic activity
Source: RefSeq, a predicted model, not a curated record